AUGGUGGGUGACGCACAGAUCGGCAAGACGAGCUUGAUGGUCAAGUACGUCGAGGGCAGCUGGGACGAGGACUACAUCCAGACACUGGGUGUCAACUUUAUGGAGAAGACAAUCUCCAUCCGCAACACGGAAAUCACUUUCUCCAUCUGGGACUUGGGCGGCCAGCGCGAGUUCGUCAACAUGCUGCCGCUCGUAUGCAACGACGCCGUCGCCAUUCUGUUCAUGUUCGACUUGACGCGAAAGAGCACACUCAACAGCAUCAAGGAGUGGUACCGACAGGGACGUGGGUUCAACAAGACAGCCAUUCCCAUUCUCGUGGGCACCAAGUACGACCACUUUGUCAACUUUCCCAGGGAAGACCAGGAGGAAAUCUCCAACCAGGCUCGUCGCUUUGCCAAGGCAAUGCGCGCCGCCCUCAUCUUCAGCAGCACAAGCCACAGCAUCAACGUGCAAAAGAUCUUCAAGAUUGUCCUGUCCAAAGCCUUCGAUCUCAAAUGCACGAUUCCUGAGAUCGAGAACGUCGGCGAGCCCCUCCUGCUCUACCAAAGCUGCUGA
This is a messenger RNA of Verticillium alfalfae VaMs.102, 555 nucleotides long. Its product is annotated as septum-promoting GTP-binding protein. NCBI's taxonomy places the organism in Eukaryota, Fungi, Ascomycota, Sordariomycetes, Glomerellales, Plectosphaerellaceae. The record is from RefSeq and is a predicted model, not a curated record. The transcript has 3 exons. Gene Ontology annotation, biological process: regulation of exit from mitosis. Gene Ontology annotation, cellular component: spindle pole body. Bases 1 to 555 code for a protein of 184 amino acids. Gene Ontology annotation, molecular function: GTPase activity; GTP binding.